This is a messenger RNA of Patiria miniata (bat star), 3980 nucleotides long. RefSeq lists its product as uncharacterized. The record is from RefSeq and is a predicted model, not a curated record. The transcript has 7 exons. The coding region runs from base 736 to 2718 and encodes 660 amino acids. Lineage: Eukaryota; Metazoa; Echinodermata; Asteroidea; Valvatida; Asterinidae.
AGCGUCUGCAAUGCACGAGUGAUCGCUAUUAAACUACUGCUGUAGUGCCCACAAUAUUUGCCACCGUGGAGGAUUAUUCAGAAACAGGCUGAUGUAGAGACCUGCUCGGAUUAUUUCCACAGAUGAUCCGGAACUUUUAAGUUCAAGGGUAUUGUGAGUACCACAAUGGGUAUUGAAUGCACGCCAUUAGGCUUAUACAGCGUGUAGGCUUCACUACGACUGCGCACUUCGAUGGUUUCGGUUGGAAAGUUUACUUGAAGAAAACCAACUCUCCCCCACAGAGACGAGAGUUCCAUCUGGCGGAAAGACAACUAUUGUCCAUGUCACGUCUUCAUUGUCGUCCCCAAAAUCCCUCUUUUCAGUCACCGGAGGCCAAUUUUGAUUGGAGUUAACUGCGUGGAAAGAUACAGGCGAAUUGAGUGAGAUUAGGGUAUUCAUGAGCACUCACCGCAAGAGAGGAACGUAGAUUUACAUGUACAACAGGUACAUAACACAUUGCUUAGAAACGGGACGCCGAAGCCCACAAGUUUGCACGUAGGCCCGGGCAAAGUGUCGUUCCGGACGGCACCACAUGUAGCGUUGUUGGGGUGGAGGUCAGACCAAAACCCGUAAACAUUUGGAUCAGCAACACAGUUUUGGGUGACAUAUUUUUUGGUCUUUCCUGGACUGAAACCUGUGACUAUGGAUAUAAAUGAGGCAAGCCUUCUGGAUUGGAGAAAGUGACGGCAGUGCAACAUGGAAAUUGAAGAGGUAGCGGCUCACAACGCGGAUGUUUACAAUCCGGGGAGGGGAUCAGCUCAAAAAAGAAAGAGGGAGAAAGCGCAGGACCAGCUCCGUAACCGAAUGAGAAGACGGAAUAAUGGUCCCUCCACAUCAAUGGUAUCCACCCGAUCAUUCAGGAGCUCCCAGCGUGACAAGGACGAGUCCACUCUCAUGCCGGGGGUGAAGUCCUUGUGGGAUGAUGCAAAACACAACUCAACAAGUGAAGAAUGGAGGAGUCAAGAAGCCCGCUACACCACCUUGGCCCACCCUGACAGGGUGGGCGCAGAUAAGAGACACAGACAGGGGGAGGUACCGCUGACAGAACUGGUUGGCAGGGUCAUGCAGCGGAGAGGUCACUCUACCACUCAAAGCUCGCCUAUGACCAUCAGAGCCCUCAGACCCCCUGCACCUCCAUAUGCCAUCCAACAUCGGGGCCUCAUUAGAAAAAUACAGCCCGUCAACAAACGGAAGCCUGCAAGUGGAGGGCCUUAUGUUGUUGUCCUUAAUAGAAGCUCUUCAGCUAACCUAUCAGGACCAACGGAGAGCAAGGAACCGAGAGAUCUACCCCCACUGAAGCAACAUCACAACUCCGCUGAUGUGGAAAUUGCGACAUGGCGGCCAGAGCUGACAAUGACGCAUGAGCCCUACGUGCACCCGAACGCCGAGGACAGGUCGGUGACAAACUACCGACUGCAGAUGCAGCAGGCUAUCAAAAUAGCAGAGCUACGCUGUGACUUUUCCACCAGCUCCAAGCCGAUGCACAAGCAUGCGCCGCUUCCUGCCAUCCAAGUCGCUUACGAAGUCUCAGACACCCCAAAGGCUUGCAACUCAAAUGUGGAAGAUAAGGCAGAUGCUGUAGGCACUGAGAAAGAUCAAGUAGCUCAUCAACCUGAAAGUAAGUUGAAGGGCCUUCAAAGAGAGACCUUUCAGAAAGCUAAUAGAUUCACGUCCAGCCACGAGGUCCUGCAACAGAUGCAGGCUCGCAAGCAUGCCAAACGCCGGAAAGCACACGGCAACGACUUCAACAACCCCCUGAGAACUCGGAAUCGGUUCACAACCAAGAUGAAAGUCUUCAAGGCGGACCUGCAGAAGUCACGGGAGUUAUCCAUCAUCCAGGAGGAUCAGUCGUCUAUCAGUGAACGUCUCAGCAGGCUGUCAGCUGGACGGACAAGCGCCGCAUCUUUCAGGAGUGUGGGCUCCUUGAAAAGGAUCGAAGAAUCUGAAAUCCCAAGCAUUACCAACAAACAAGAGGUGUCAGGUGCUUCCAAGACUGAAAGUAAAGAAAACAACAGGAACCCAGACGCACUAUCAACAGUGAAUAUUGUAGAACAUCCAGACACAAACGUGCUAUGUGAAAGCACAGGUACACCAGCUGAUCCCGAUCCACUGUCUCAAAGUGAUGAGAUGUUACCUCUACUUCAUUCAGAUGACAGUGCUGACAGUUCGGAUGACGGUGCUGAUAAUGCAGAUACUACUAGUGAUUUUGCAUCAGACUCGGUAGAACCAACUUCUGAAGGAUUAAGCAAUGGACAGGACUCGCAAGAGUCUUUGACCAACACAGAUCUAUGUUCACCAUGUGAAAUCAGUAAAAUCCUACCGCAGCAAGUGCAAGACAUGCCACCUGAAGUUGGAACUGACAACUCAACCUCAGUUCCAAGUCAAGACGAUGUAACAGACUCUGAUACAAAAUGCAUCACCAAUUCAAUGAUAAAUUCUAGCCAAUCCAUGGACUCGGCGACACCUGAGGAUUCAAGAUAUCAGCAUGGGUCCAUUAUCUCGGACAUCUGUGACACUUCUUCUAGUUCUGAAGAUGCAAGUGUGCUCGUGGAAACAAAAUCGGCUAUGAACCAAAAACCUGAUGGUUCUUAUGUUGAGAAAGCAGACAGUCAGCAGGGUUUUACUGCGAACACAUUUGAUUUGAGAGAUGUUAUCUUGCCAGCUGAGACAGUCCAAUAAUUUUCUCCUGUCUCUGCAGACCUGUCCGAUGAAAAGUAGCAACAAUACUAAUUGCAAUGCUGCGUGUUAUUAGCAUCUGAAGUGUUUUUUUUUAAGUUAUGCAGAUGUACUAGUUGGUUGCUUUACAGAAUUUGAACAUUUUACUAUAUCAAGGGCUGUAAAAGGCAUCUCUAGAUGUGUAAUGUGAUGUUUAAAAGGGCACUGCGUCCUAAAACCCCCCAAAAUUUUAUGCUUUGGAUUGUUUACAUAUCUUAUUUCAAAUAUCUGGUUGAAAGAAAACCAACCUAAUGUCUUACCGUUACCGAGAAAAGACGGGAAAAAAAACACGUUGUAUACAUCGGACACGACGGUGUACGCAUAGGUUUUCCCGUCAUUUUCAUUCAAUGUAUGAUACAUGUUGUGUGUCACAUAAAUAUUACACACAGCACCAAUGCACAAAUGCGGUUUCUUACACGUCUGCAAAAAGCAAACAACUUACGGCUGAAGUCACAACUAGCACGAACAGCCCGAUUUUUGGGUUCGCAAAAUUGGAACCAGAAAUUCAGUCUCGCACGAAUAACGCAAAAAUGCCCAGUUUUUAAAGGAUAGUUGUGUGGAUGUUUAUAUUCUACUUUUAAAUGCUCUUUUUGAUUAACAUCAUUUUGUUUAAAAUGCACUUGGGCACUUUCCAGGACGCAGUAUCCCUUUAACACAACCUGGUCACCCCAUUGCCUGGCACGAACCAAUUUCAGACUAUUUUAUUUGCUGGCGGUUUUGCAGAAUACUUUUUGGUUAAUGGUAUUUCAAUUUUUAUGGAGAUUGUCUGCAGAGACAUCUACAUGUAUAUGUGUGUGGUUCAAAAUACUUCUGUAUCAUUCGCUUCUAUUUACAAAAUAUAUUAACAACUCAAUUUCCUGUACAGCUAAAAAUGCAUUACAACCGAAUGAAAUAUGGUUUAGAAGUUACAGUACACUGAACGAGUGGCUGGUUUUGGUAGGACACAAAUUCAAACAAGGAUGGGAAAAUAAGUACUUAGGCCUAUAUUUGGGAGGCCGAAAGGAGUACAUGAACACACAGCUUGGGCUUUUGAGUAAUGUCGCCUAUCUUUAAUUUCCCAUCAAUGAUGUAAGUUUGCAAUAAAGUUAAUUAAAUACACGAACAUGUAUAACUGUUGACUGUAAUCCACUGUAAUUAAAAUACAAUGAUCUAAUUGCAAAUGCCUUCUUUAAAGAUGAUUCCCCAUGUUAUUUUGGGGUUUUCAAACCACACCCUCCCCCCCCCCC